CCUUUGAUCUCCAGUUAAGAUUCAGCUGCGAAACAACAAUGGUGGAAAUAGAAUUGCGCAAAAGGAUUUUAAGCACAGAAAAUAAAGUACAGAGGGAACAAAAUAAGAAUUUCAAGAACGACACAGAGUAUGCCUUAAAAUUGAAUCGAUGGCUGUUGAACCCAAUUUCAUUAUGGCCACUAUCGUCACAUGUAUCAGCACUCAAGAAAAUCCAAUUUAAAUUUAUACGAACAAGCUGCUUCAUCUUCCUGGCAUUUGUAAUAAUCCCAGCCUGUCUGCAUACGAUCCUCGUACAGAAGGAUCCCAAAGUGAAGUUAAAAAUGAUCGGACCUCUCGGUUUCUGCGUAAUGGUUAUCGUGAAAUAUUUCGUCUUCGUCGUUCGUGCUAAAAAUAUAAAAAUAUGCGUCGAUCAUGUUGUCGCAGACUGGCGCAACGUUAAUACGACUGAGGAUCGUGAGAUCAUGAUUGACAGUGCAAAGAUUGCUCGGAUAUUCACUGUUGGUGCUGCACUCCUCAUGUACGGUGGUGGUUGUUCUUAUACCAUGCUUCUGCCACUGACAGCAUCCAAAUCUGUAUCGAGUUCUAACGUUACGAUAAGGGUGCUCCCGUACCCCUGUUAUUUCUUUUUCUUCGAUCCCCAGGUCAGUCCUACAUACGAAAUCGUAUUUAGUGCUCAGAUCUUGUGCAACAUUGUCAGAUAUUCCACGACAUCCGGAGUCUGCAGCUUGGCUGUCGUAUUUGCAAUGCAUGUUUAUGGUCAGUGUCAAGUUUUGAUGAGACUUUUGGAAGACUUCGUAAACGGCGACAGAGAGAAAUCAUCAACUUUACACCAGAGACUGGCCAAUGUUGUUGUGCGUCACUUGCGGAUUCUUAGGCUGAUAUCUACAAUGGAAAAUAUUUUUAAUGAGAUUUUUCUUAUAGAGGUGGUUGGUUGUACAUUCAUUUUGUGCUUUCUUGGAUACUAUUGCAUGACGGAUCUGACAGAGAGCGAAACAGUUGGCCUAAUUGCGUAUUUUCUUUUAUUAAUAUCACUGACGUUCAAUGUCUUCGCGUUUUGUUACAUCGGAGAGCUUAUAACGAAUCAGUGCAUGCAAAUCGGACAGGCGGCUUAUAUGACAGAGUGGUACAGAUUAGAAGGGAAAAACGCCAGUAAUUUAAUUGCACUAAUUAUCAUCUCAAAUCGUCCAGUAUUUCUGACAGCUGGAAGAAUGAUAAACUUGUCUUACAACAGUUUUUGUCAAGUGAUAAAAUCAUCUUUAGCGUACCUGAAUAUUCUUCGUCAAGUAACGAUGUAAGAUAUUGCGAAUUUUCAAAGGAAAAGCAUAUAGUUCAUGUUUCUCAGUCUACACUAGUUAAAUAAAUAAUCCAAUACGGACACGUGAAA
This is a messenger RNA of Cephus cinctus (wheat stem sawfly), 1384 nucleotides long. RefSeq names its product odorant receptor 4. The record is from RefSeq and is a predicted model, not a curated record. The transcript has 5 exons. Gene Ontology annotation, cellular component: plasma membrane. NCBI's taxonomy places the organism in Eukaryota, Metazoa, Arthropoda, Insecta, Hymenoptera, Cephidae. The coding region runs from base 39 to 1295 and encodes 418 amino acids. Gene Ontology annotation, biological process: detection of chemical stimulus involved in sensory perception of smell; sensory perception of smell. Gene Ontology annotation, molecular function: olfactory receptor activity; odorant binding.